Messenger RNA from Cryptosporidium muris RN66, 2040 nucleotides. Its product is annotated as protein kinase domain-containing protein. The record is from RefSeq and is a predicted model, not a curated record. The transcript has a single exon. NCBI's taxonomy places the organism in Eukaryota, Apicomplexa, Conoidasida, Eucoccidiorida, Cryptosporidiidae. The coding region runs from base 28 to 2040 and encodes 670 amino acids. Gene Ontology annotation, cellular component: nucleus; cytoplasm. Gene Ontology annotation, biological process: protein autophosphorylation; intracellular signal transduction; peptidyl-serine phosphorylation. Gene Ontology annotation, molecular function: ATP binding; starch binding; calmodulin binding.
GGAACUCUUACAUAGGAAAUGUAAAACAUGGUAUACAUAUCAUGGGAAUGCUCCUGCAAUAUCACUAACCCAGGUGAAUCAAUUUACAUUGUUGGAAAUCACACUCAAUUGGGACAAUGGAGAGUUGUACCUGAUUUAGAGAGCGAAAACGCAGCAGUUAAACUCGUUACUGACAAGCUCUCUUUUCCAUAUUGGAGAACAAAAGAGGAUAUAAGAAUUCGUGGAACUUGUGUACUAGAAUACAAAUUCUUUAUUAAGAAUGAUAACAAGAAUUGUGAAGUAAAGUGGGAGCCUUUUUCUGGAAACCGUUUCCUCUAUAUUGAUGAUCAUUAUCCAGAGUAUAGGUGUGUGGUAGCGUGUAUUUGGGGUACAACUUUCAACAAUACAGUAAAAUUUGAAGAAUAUACUUCUGUAGAAUACAGAAGUACAGAUUACUUGCUGAGUGGGAAUUUUUCAAGUGACACUAUGAUGUAUAGUACAAUAGCAUCAUAUGGAGGUGGUUCUGGAUUAUCUUCAGUAUCAUCUUUAAGUCGAACUGGGUCGAAAUUACGUGGAUUACUUGACAAAUCGCGUUUUAUUCUAAGUACUAAAGGUGAUAUUAAUGACUAUUAUAUCUUAGAAAAUACUAUUGGACGUGGAACUUGGGGUGAAGUUAAGAUUGUAACUCACAGAGAAACAGGUGCAAAAAGAGCUGCAAAGAAAAUUCCAAAGUUCUAUGUUGAGGAUGUUGAUAGGUUCAGACAAGAAAUAGAAAUUAUGAAAUCACUUGACCAUCCUAAUAUUAUUAGAUUGUAUGAAACAUUUGAAGAUAACAAUGAUAUAUAUCUAGUGAUGGAAUUGUGUACAGGAGGGGAGCUAUUUGAACGAGUUGUUCAUGAAAGGAUGUUUACUGAGAGUGAUGCAGCAAGAAUAAUGAAAGAUGUAUUAAGUGCAGUAGCCUACUGUCACAAGUUACAUGUUGCCCAUCGUGAUCUAAAACCAGAAAACUUUUUGUUUUUAACAAAUAAACCUAACUCACCAUUAAAGCUCAUUGAUUUUGGAUUAGCAGCUAGAUUUAAACCAGGAGAAGCAAUGAUAACUAAAGUUGGUACUCCCUACUAUGUAAGUCCACAAGUUUUAGAAGGACACUAUGGGCCUGAGUGUGAUGAGUGGUCAGCAGGUGUUAUGAUGUAUGUGUUACUUUGUGGUUACCCACCAUUUAGUGCACCAUCAGACUACGAAGUUAUGGCAAAAAUAAAAGAGGGCCACUUCACUUUUCCAGAAAGUGAGUGGAUAAAUGUUUCACCUUUGGCAGAAUCAUUAAUAAAGCAGCUACUGACUAAAUCACCUAAACAAAGAAUUACUGCUGCUCAGGCACUCAAACAUGAGUGGUUUGAAAAGCAAUUGUGUUUAACUUCUAAGAACUUAUUAUUAGAUAAUGUGAUUUCUAAUUUCCGCAGAUUUCAAGGUCUUUCUCGUUUAAAAAAAAUAGCAUUCACAGUAAUUGCCCAGAAUCUGGAUGAAAAGGACAUUUUGGAUUUACAUAAUACCUUUAUUCAAUUUGAUACGAGUCAUGAUGGAUUUUUAAGCAGGAAGGAAAUCAUAGAUGGUAUAACUAAAACAGGAUGUCGUCCACCCAUUGGAAUUGAUGUACUUUUGGAUGAGAUAGAUCCUGAAAGCACAGAUAUGAUUCCUUAUACAGAUUUUAUUGCAAUUUGUUUACAGGAAUACCAGCUUGCUCAUGAAAGUGCAUGCAAAGCUGCCUUUAAAGUAUUUGACAUAGAUGGUGAUGGACAUAUAAGUAAAAACGAGCUACUUAAUGUUAUUUAUCAGAAUAAUAGAACAAAAACAAGUGAAGAUGAUUUAACGACAGAGUUGGAAGAAUUUAUGGAGGGAGACCUAAAUAGAGAUGGUACAAUUGACUUUGAUGAAUUCUGUCAAGUAAUGCGUCGUAUGCCCUCAAGAAUCCUGUUGGGUGGAGAUGCAGACGAUGCUGUGAAUAUGAUGAGGCGAUGUUCAUCAAGGACAAAUCUUACAGGUGCAGUUAACCUGACACCCUAG